Messenger RNA from Salvelinus sp. IW2-2015, 2870 nucleotides. RefSeq names its product dnaJ homolog subfamily C member 16. The record is from RefSeq and is a predicted model, not a curated record. Lineage: Eukaryota; Metazoa; Chordata; Actinopteri; Salmoniformes; Salmonidae.
GCAGCAUCUUUAACGUUAACUGGUAGCCAAAAUCAAAUUAUAUCGGUCGACAUGAUGACAAGUUGAUUUUGUGACUGAUCCAGGUUGCAGAUUUAGAGACGUUGGGACAGGGAGGAGAGGAGAUGGGGGGAUUGUGUAGGCCACUCCAGGCCUCUAUGGUCUGGCUGGCCGUUCUCCUUCUGCUGCUGGGGGAGACGGUGAACACAGCCCAGGAGUUUGACCCCUACAGAGUCCUGGGGCUCACCAAGAGUGCCAGUCAAGCAGAGGUCAAGAAGGUGUACAAGAGGCUGGUCAGAGAAUGGCACCCAGACAAGAACAAUGAUCCUGGGGCUGAAGAUAUGUUCAUCAAGAUCACUAAAUCUUAUGAGAUCCUGGGGAAUGUGGAGCGGCGCGCUAACUAUGACCGCUACGGUCAGAUGGAGGAGAACAAGCAGGGUCAGCACCAGCAGGGCUUCAACCGACACUUCCACAGCAGCUUCCAUUUCGACGAGUCAUUCUUCAGUUUCCCUAGGUCAGGCCGGGACUUCUCAGACAGCAAGUACCUGCUCGACCACGCAGGGUUCAACAGCAAGGUGCUGCCCGACAGCUUCAAGCGGCCCUACCUGAUCAAGAUCACCUCCGAGUGGUGCUUCGCCUGCGUUCACAUCGAGCCCGUCUGGAGGGAGGCGGUACAGGAGCUAGAGCCACUGGGUGUGGGUAUCGGUAUUGUUGACAUUGGUUACGAGCGUCGCCUAGCCAACCAGCUGGGUGUCCAUCGCACGCCAUCCAUCCUGGGUGUGGUCAAUGGUAGAGUGACCGUGUUCCACUACUCCGUGGUCAGAGAACACCUGCGACAGUUUGUAGAAGACUUGCUGCCUCAGAGGCUGGUGGAAAAGGUAACAGAUAAGAACUAUGUGUCCUUCCUGGGCAGCUGGCACGUUGAGAACAAUCCUAGCGUGUUGCUGUUUGACCAAGUGCCUGCAGUGCCCCUGCUCUACAAGCUCACAGCGUUUGCCUUUAAGGACUAUGUGCGGUUUGGUUACGUGGACCAGGGACUGACGGAGACGUCCAGGCUACUGCGUCAGUUCAACAUCAACAGCUAUGCUCCCACAAUGCUGCUGUUCAAGGAGAACACUGAGCAACCUGCUGAUAUUAUACAGGCUAAAGGGAUGAAGAGACAGAUCAUGGAGGAGUUUGUGUCCAACAACAAGUACCUGUGUGUCCCUCGGUUGGUCAACCAGCAUCUGUUCGAUGAGCUCUGCCCCAUCAAGCAGUUCCACCGACGCAGGAAGUACUGUGUGCUGCUGAUCACUGGUGAGGAGCCAGGGUUUGUCCCUGGUAACCAGGCCUUCCUGACCUUCGCCUCGUCCAACACUAAAGACGUCCUGCGCUUCACAUAUGUCUACCAGAGACAGCAACAACCACUGUGUCAGGCCUUGCUCCACAACCAGGCCCCACUGUUCGCACAGGUGGUGAUACUGGAGAGGCGGAGCCCGGGAGGUAAGGCUGUGUACCGGUCUGUGAUUGGUGGAUGGAACGGCAGUGACGAUGAUAAGACCCGCCUCCACGAGCAGCUGGAGCUCCUGCAGAGAGACCCCUCCUACCUGAGCUAUGACGCCACGCUACCUGAACUAAACAAUGAAUUGGCCCCCAUGUUUCUGAUUCAGUGGAUCAAUGCAGCUUACGAUUAUUUCCUUCAAAUCUAUGAUGACCUUCUCUUCUCCAACUGGCGAGAGAUGAUGCCCAUCCUGUCUCUCAUCUUUUCUGCUCUGUUCAUCCUCUUUGGUACUGUCAUCAUCCAGGCCUUCAGUGACUCGGGUGAAGAGAAGCCUCCCCAAAAACCAAAGCCAAAGAACCCACCAAAGACUGACGACUCACCUGGUAGAGCCAAUACCUCCAGUCGUCCUCCUAAGAAGGACUUUGUGGAGGUGACGGAGCUGACAAACAUCACCUACAUCAGUAACUUGGUCAAGCUGAGACCUGGUCACAUCAACGUGGUCCUAGUCCUCACUGACGCUUCCAAGAAUGCUCUGCUCAGGAAGUACGCCAAAGAGGUCUUCUCUUUCUCCGGGACCCAGACCCUACACUUUUCCUUCCUGAAUGCAGACAAACAUAGCCAGUGGAUGCCAUCUCUCCUGGAGUCUUGUCCUACUGCAGCCCGGGCCUUGACCCACGGAGAGGAGGAGGAGGAGGAGGAGGAGGGGGGAGGAGGAGAGGGGGAUGAAUACUCCUCUCCCUUCUCAGGUCGUCCCAGAGACUUCACAGGCCAUGUUCUGGCCCUCAAUGGACACAAGAAGUACUUCUGUCUCUUCAGACCUGUCUUCACCGGGGACACGGACACUGGCGGAGAGAGCUCGAGCUCAUCGUCUUCCUCGUUUGACGAAGGCUCCAGGAGAAAGUCUCGGUCAAGGUCGCGAUCCCAGUCGAGCUCACGUUCAAGGUCCAGGGAGGAGGGGGGUUCGUCGGGUAGGGGAGGGAGGGGUGGUGGGCGGUCCUCCAGGGCUACCAGUCUGGAGGUGCACCAUAAGCUGGACAGGCUGGGGCUGUGGAUGGAGAGGCUGAUGGAGGGGACUCUGCCCAGGCACAGUGUCCCUGGCUGGCCUGGGCUGGACACCACCUCCCCAAGCUCCAGCCCCGCUCCCCAGAACUGAGGAACCACACUGGACUGGACCUGACCGGACCCCUAUGAAGUGUAAAUGACAUUUCUGCAGCUUAAACGUAGCCAGUAGUCAUUAUGCAAAGCCAAUGAAUAAUACAGAAGAUUUAAUAUAACCCUAUAAAGGAUACUAACCUGGUCCCAGAUCUGUUUGUGCUUUCUUGCGAAUGCCAACUUCAGGUGUGACAAUGGUCAUAGGAGUUGGCCAGACGGCACAAACUGAUCCGGGAGCAGG